UUUUUUUUUCCUUCCUUACAGCCGCCUGGGCAGGAAAACAAGGAGUCAAGAAAGGAAACUGUAAAUUAGUUAGAAAUGGCUUUUCGGAGAAGAAAUAAGAGCUACCCUUUCUUCAGUCAGGAGUUUUUAAUUCAGAACCAUGCCGACAUUGUGUUUAGUUUGGUCAUCUUCAUUUUAAUUGGCCUGAUGUUUGAGGCAACUGCAAAAACAGCCAUUCUCUUUAUUCAGCCUCAGUACAACAUCAGCACAUUGAGCACAGACGGAGAGCUGACUCUGUACCAUUACGGGUGGAAAGACUGCGCCACCGUCCUCUUCUAUCUCUUCAUCACCAUCAUCCUCCACGCUGUGGUUCAGGAGUACAUCCUGGAUAAAGUAAACAGGCGUCUUCACCUUUCGAAGAGCAAGAACACGAAGUUUAACGAGUCCGGACAGCUGUGUGUGUUCUACCUCGUCUCCAGUUUGUGGAGUCUAUACGUUCUCGCUACUGAGGGUUACAUUCUGCACCCGAGCAGUCUGUGGGAGAAUUACCCUCAUGUCCACCUGAGGUUCCAGGUGAAGUUUUUCUAUCUGACCCAGUUGGCGUAUUGGCUCCACGCUCUGCCCGAGCUCUACUUCCAGAAAGUGCGCAAGGAAGAGAUCCCUCGUCAGCUGCAGUAUAUCUGCCUGUACCUGUCUCACAUCCUGGCUGCGUACCUGUUAAAUCUGACGCGUGUAGGGUUGGUGUUACUCUUCCUGCAGUACGUCUCUGAGACGGGGUUCCACCUCUCCAGACUCAUCUACUUUAUCGACGAGACCCAUCAUAAAAUGUUUGAUCUGUGGUCAGUGGGCUUUGUUUUGACCCGUAUGGUGUCUCUGACCCUGAUGUUCUUGUCUGUGGGUUUCGGUUUGGCACGAUCAGAGAACCAGACACUCGACUGGGAGGCUGGAAACUUCAACACCCUCCCUAUCAGGCUGUUGGUGCUGUUCCUGGUGUGUUCUACACAGUCGUGGCUGCUGUGGAAGUUUUUCUGUUUCCAGCUGAGACGCACUCGUGAGUUCAGACUGGAGCAGGCGAAAAAGAGAGCAGCAGCUAAACAGCAGACUUCACGUGCAGUCAAACGUGACACAGCUGGCCACCAUGAGAACGGCGCGCUCAAGGUGGAGAACGGAACGUCCCCUCGGCUGAAGAAGCUGAAAGCCCCUUAACCCCGCCCCAUUUUUAUAAGGGACAGAAAUGGGAAAUGGGUCACCCACUUCCUGUUCUGAUCUACAACAGACUGAGGGUGCUAUGACAUUCCAUAGAGGAUGUGCCAUCCAAAAGUGUUGGCACCCUCGGGAGGGGGCGCAAAAACCACGUACCUUCCCUUUUUUUUUUUUUUUCCCCCCCUUCCUCUCUCUCUCUCCCUCUCUCUCUCCCUGCCCCCUUUUGUACAUCAUUAUCAGUAUUUGUUACUUUUCCUUUCCGAUAAGCAUUAUUGCAAUUUUUUUUUCUUCCUUCUGCUGCUUUGUACCAAUUCUCAGCUCCUUUUAUCUAGGUCAUCCAAAAGCCAUGUUUUCAUUUUUGUGUUUUCUGAAUCAGUACUGUAUCAGCCAGCCCUGGGGAACGUGAUAAAACAGGCCUACGGUGGCCUGGGAAGGACAUCCAGAGUGCAGGUCACCCACCAAGUGGGAAUUUUUUUUGGGGGGAGGAUUGUUGUUGGGGGGGUUCUUGCAUGUCGUGGCUUUUUCUCACUCUCAGUUAGGAGGAUAGAAAUUCUUGACAUGUUUAGAAAAAAAAAAGCAUGUGCUAAUGUUACGCUUCAUGAUCUUGUCGUUUAUUAUGACAAUAAAAAAAAAUGACCAAGUUGUUAAUUUUAUAGCAA
Messenger RNA from Neoarius graeffei (lesser salmon catfish), 1841 nucleotides. It is a transcript of the gene tram2, whose product is annotated as translocation associated membrane protein 2. NCBI's taxonomy places the organism in Eukaryota, Metazoa, Chordata, Actinopteri, Siluriformes, Ariidae. The transcript is spliced from 11 exons. Gene Ontology annotation, biological process: SRP-dependent cotranslational protein targeting to membrane, translocation; protein insertion into ER membrane. Gene Ontology annotation, cellular component: endoplasmic reticulum membrane. The record is from RefSeq and is a predicted model, not a curated record. Bases 76 to 1185 code for a protein of 369 amino acids.